GUGCCUCCUUUUGGCUAUUCCCCCAUCACAUCCCCUUCACCUCUAAAUUAUCAUCGGGCCCCUUUGAAUUCUCCCACAUCAGUUGUUGCCAUUUCUUUCACCAACCCAACCUCCGAUUAACCUUGAGUUUCACUCUCUUACGAUCACUCUCUUCUCGGAUCGGUAGAGUUUCUGUCCCGAUUGAAAUUGUUCUUCGUUCCAUAAUUGAAAUCAAAAUUGUUCAAUUUAGGGUUCAUUCGAGGGAUUUAAUAUGAGUUUUCAAGAUAUUGAAGCGGGUCGCCCGCUCAAUUCUCGACGCGCGGGCUACACGGGCAUGAAGCCACAAGACCCAACCCAAGCUAUUGCUUCUGGAAUCUUCCAGAUCAAUACUGCUGUCUCUACGUUUCAGAGGCUAGUAAAUACUCUUGGUACCCCUAAAGACACCCCCGAGCUCCGUGAAAAGCUGCAUAAAACAAGACUACAUAUUGGGCAACUGGUGAAGGAUACAUCUGAAAAACUUAAGCAAGCCAGUGAAACAGAUCAUCGUGCUGAAGUUAGUGCCAGCAAAAAGAUAACAGAUGCUAAACUUGCUAAAGAUUUUCAAGCAGUUUUAAAAGAAUUUCAAAAAGCACAACGCCUUGCAGCUGAAAGAGAGACAGCUUACUCUCCUGCUGUUCCUCAAGCUAUUCACUCCUCACGUAAUGAAGCUGGUGAAGUGGAUGCAAGCUCAGGCAGAAGUCCAGAACAGCAUGCCCUUCUUGUCCAAUCUAAAAGGCAAGAAGUGUUGUUAUUGGACAAUGAGAUUGCAUUCAAUGAGGCUAUAAUUGAGGAAAGAGAUCAGGGAAUACAAGAAAUUCAGAACCAAAUUGGUGAGGUGAAUGAAAUAUUUAAAGAUCUUGCUGUUUUGGUUCAUGAACAAGGAACUAUGAUCGAUGAUAUUGGGUCAAACAUCGAGAACUCUCAUGCUGCAACUUUACAGGGAAAAUCCCAUCUUGCUAAAGCAUCAAAGACUCAAAGAUCAAACUCUUCUAUGACUUGCUUGCUUAUGGUGAUCUUAGGGAUUGUGCUUCUGAUUGUGGUCAUAAUACUUGUGGUCUGAUCUUGAAUAUUGGUAAUGGAAGAUUCUGUCUUUUGUUUGUAUAUGUUGAAUUUAUUAUUUCUUGUGAGUUCUUUGCAGGGUUUCUUUCUGCUAAAUUUGAUUUUUUUUUGGGGGGUUGUGGGGUAUUAAUUUGUUUUAUGGUAUUGGUUAAUGUAUAAAUCCUGCAGCCUUUUUGGUAGAUUGAAUGUUGCACUUUUUGUUUCUGGAAAAUAAAUUGUGUAGUUUGUUAAA
Messenger RNA from Lactuca sativa (garden lettuce), 1309 nucleotides. The record is from RefSeq and is a predicted model, not a curated record. Lineage: Eukaryota; Viridiplantae; Streptophyta; Magnoliopsida; Asterales; Asteraceae.